UCAAAAGAAGGAACGAGCGAUAACAAGAGAAAGAAAAACACUAGCUUUCUGCUGCCCGCAGCAUCUGAAUCCUUCGGUGCUUUAGCCAAAGUACAGUGCGUUAUUAUCUCGCGAAUCGAAUUUAGACCGUGUCACCGAAAAUUCGUGAUCUCUAUCAGUGAUUUGUUCUACAAUCUGCAUGCAGGUUUGAGCUUUGUCGAUUCGUUCUUACGCGUAGAUUCGAAACCAUGAUAACAAGGUCACGGUACUUGCUGCUGGUUCUAUUGGCUCACAGCAUCUAUUAUCACAGUUCCGAGGCCAGCACCCAUUGGUUGUUGAAUAACGAAGGACAGAUCAUACCCCAGCUAUCCUCACCCUUUUACCUACGCCGAUCGUACGAUCUGAUUGCCUUCCUCAACCAAAAUGUCUACAAGCAGAAAAUAGAUCUGAUCAUCAGCGAACUAUUGGCGAUCAAAUCGAAUCUCACUGCUAAGAUGAACAAUUUGGAUGCCUACACGAACGAUCUCACCAACAAGAUCGGCUGCAUACCGAACUUUUAUCUGGAUGAAUCGGAUAUCUUGAGUACGAUUAUCAACAUGAACUACAUCAAUAGGAUAACGGUUCCGGAGAGAGGAUCGGCAGCAGCCGGCGCUAUCAGUUCCAAAGCGAUUGCGAUUAAAGGGAAAGCUCCCUCCCCAAAAUGCGGCGAUUAUAUGAAGAUGAAUUUUAGUGUGGCUAGUUUCGAUCAUCUGGAGGGCAUUGCAAACCGGACUCAGCUGAAAAUGGCUCCAGAGGAUAUGUUCAAAUCGUUAGAGUACUACAUACCAUCCGUCAAAUCUCCCCAGGUUCUGGCCGAAGAUCUGCGCAAGAAUCCCAACUCUUGGAAGUACCACACAAUCGCCUCGUACUACUGGCGCAAGAAGGGCAACGCCCGGGAAGCGAUGGAGUGCGCCCGGCGAGCGGUCGUCCUCGCACCACGAAAGUACAAAGACAUCCCACUGCUCAGCAUGGGAACGAUAUUGCAGCGGUCACAGUACGUAAACGAUUCGUUGAUUGUACUACGGGCGGCCGUCGAUCACGAACCAAACGAACCGGAAAAUCAGAUGGCCCUAGGUAACACCUACAUGCUGCUGUCCGAGUUCAAUCGCUCGUUCGAGGCGUACCGAGCGGCGGAAAGUUUGGACUCGGUGUACGCGGAACACAACGACUACAUUCGGAAGUCUAUUAACUGCUUCAAAGAUCUCAAGAUUAAUCUGCUCACGAUGGAGAGACUCCUGCAGGACAUCAUCCCGGGCCUAGAGCGGUACGGUUCUCUCCAAAAAGAGUUCGACGAGUACCAUGAAAAGCUGGACAGGGAACAGGCCCCGCUGAAGACGCGCGUGUUCGACGAAGCGUACAGCAAACAGGUCGACUUUCUGAUUCAGCGCAGCCAGAUCUGCACCACGCGGAUGACGAAGGAGAAGAGCGAACCGAUCCUUUCCUGCGAUUUCAUCUCCGACGUGCAGAUGCUGAUGGAGGACUUUGCGGUCGAGAUCCUGAACAACUAUGUGGAUCUGAAGAAGGAGCUCAUCAAUACGUACAAAAUUAACUCGCUCGGUAUCUACAAGAAGAUCUUUGUGGAGCACUUCUGAGACUAGUCCCGCUCGUUGCGUUUUCCCUGCCUCUAGGAUAUUUAUUGAGAUUUAAUCAAACUAUGAGUUUUAGUACUCGUUGAAGGGUGAAAUGAAUUGAAAUCGUUCGUACAAAUGAAAUGGAAUACCAGAAUCUGAAAUGUACAGCACAAUCAACCCAAGUA
Messenger RNA from Topomyia yanbarensis, 1774 nucleotides. Its product is annotated as tetratricopeptide repeat protein 17. Gene Ontology annotation, cellular component: actin cytoskeleton; cytoplasm. Lineage: Eukaryota; Metazoa; Arthropoda; Insecta; Diptera; Culicidae. Gene Ontology annotation, biological process: actin filament polymerization. The record is from RefSeq and is a predicted model, not a curated record. Gene Ontology annotation, molecular function: protein binding. The transcript is spliced from 4 exons. Bases 228 to 1610 code for a protein of 460 amino acids.